AUGCCGAUUCGCCGUGGAGCGCCACGCGCGGCGAAGCUGGCCAUUACUGCGAGGCUUGGGGCUGACGAUGAGCAGAGGAAAGUCAAGGUCGUUACGGACCAGCACGUCAUCGACAAGCCUUCUCCCGUGGCAGAGUUUCCCAUGCGGCAAUGGAGCUUGCGGCUUCACCUUCUAGAUGAGGAUGGCAAUGAGCGGCCCGCCGACGUCUUUACCAAGGUUGUCUACAACCUGCACCCCACAUUCGAGAACCCCGUCCAGACCUUCACCAAGCCUCCCUUCAUCUGCUCCAACGAGGGUUGGGGUGAGUUUGAGAUUGGCAUCGACCUCUACACCACGGAAAAGACCAAGUUGGCUCCCAUCAUCCACGAUCUCAACUUCCAAAAGGAAAAGUACGAGGUCACGCACACCGUCGUCUUCAAGAACCCCUCGCAGGCGCUCCAGGAGAGGCUUCGCGAGACGGGGCCCCUGCCUUCCGACGAAGAGCGGCCUAAGAAGAAGGGCCUCGUGAGCAAGAAGGGCGCCCAAAAGUACGACUACGAGAAGAUUGCCGAGGCCCUGGAGAAGCUCGAGGAGGAGGAUCUGCUGCGCGUCAUCCAGCUGAUUAACGAGAACAAGGGCCCGGAUACGUAUAUCCGAAGCGAUGUGGAAGUGAAUAACUUGUUUGAAGCUGGCGAAUUCUCCAUCGAUCUUUACACCAUGCCGGAUGCGUUGACAACGAAGCUCUGGGAGCACUUGUCCAAGAAGGGUCUGGUCGCCUAGAAUGCGCGUCUUCAAAUGCCGCCGGUCUUGGAGACCCAAUAGUAGGGAAUGCAGGGCACUGGCCGAUGAGACGAGAGUAGCAAUGUCUUUUUUUUUUUUUUGUCACGGCAGGGAGCAAUUACGAGAACACGCACAAGGCAUCGAUCGAUACGACGGAAGUAAUUUGGACAUGUGUACGCAAAGGGGUGCAGAGACGAGGCGGCAACAAGCCCCUGGCAACAACAAUUCGCUUAAAAACGACAACCGCGAAAUCGGUCACGUCUUUUUGUUUGUUCGUUUUCACGACGAAAUCUACUCGAUAUCCUCUCUUCGUUCGCUUUCUCUCUCUCUUUUUACUUGAGGGAAACUAAUUACCUUUUGUGCUCUUUCUUCUUCUUUGCCUCUUUUUUCUUGUUGUUCUGCGGUUUAACACCCCCGUCCCCUGGUAGCAGGAGGACGUUUCUCGCAUCGAAAAGCCGUCAAGAAAGAAUUCAUUAGCUCGGGGGAGAAAGA
Trichoderma harzianum CBS 226.95 is the source of this 1251-nucleotide messenger RNA. RefSeq lists its product as hypothetical. The transcript has 5 exons. Gene Ontology annotation, biological process: regulation of transcription by RNA polymerase II; chromatin remodeling. The coding region runs from base 1 to 759 and encodes 252 amino acids. Gene Ontology annotation, cellular component: Swr1 complex; NuA4 histone acetyltransferase complex. Gene Ontology annotation, molecular function: histone binding. The record is from RefSeq and is a predicted model, not a curated record. NCBI's taxonomy places the organism in Eukaryota, Fungi, Ascomycota, Sordariomycetes, Hypocreales, Hypocreaceae.